GCGCACAGACCCAUAAUCCUGCGUUUCUCCAACAAGUUGUUUAUGGAGUUGCUUCUCCAUUUGCCUACAUCCCAAAAUCCACCCCUCCCGGGUUUCUUCUGCCCCCUCCUCGGUCCCGGCCUGAAGGAGGGGGAGGGGCGCGGGUGGGGGAGGGCGGACCCGACGCACAGGGCCAGCGCCGCGGCGCCCCCUCUCCGCCCGUGGCUGACGCCCCCGGAUUAUUUAUCCGCAAAGUCCCGCGCGCACCCAUUGGGCCGAGGCCCGAGUGUCAGCGCGAGUCCCGGCUCGCCAUUGGCUCCGCACACGUGCGGCCCUGACUCACGUGCUUCCGGUUUGAAGGCAAAAAGUGUGCCUGGGUGAUUUUUUUUUUUUUAAGCGAGAGAGUUUGUGCAAAGAUCCUAGCUGUCAGAGAUUUGAAAAAAAAAAAAAAAAGAAAAAAAAAAAAAAAAAAAAAACCCAGCCCGGCGCUGGCGGAGACGCGCUCUCCCUGCAAAAAAAGCAAAGGCGAUUAAAGGCGCUGCCAGCCUCACGCUCUGGGCACAGCUGAGCGUGACACUCGGGGAAGUCAAAUCCCUCACUACUGCCUAGGAAGAUGGCUAGACUUUAAAUACUAUUUUUUUCCCUUUAAGAAAAAAAAUUAUUGGAGCUUUUUUUCUUUUUUUCUUGCUUUCUUUUUCCUUUUUUCUUUUUUUCCUUCAUUUUUUUUUUUUUUGGCCGUGGCUUACUCCCCAUUUAAAUCAAAUCAUUGAAUCUGGUUGCAGAAAGAAAAAAGAAAUAGCCAAGUGUCUCCAUAUCUGGAUGUCUACAAAUUAGAGAGGGAGAGACAGCGAGAUCUAUCUGCUAGAUAAGAGCGAGCGAUCCAGGCCAGACGCCUGAGAUUUUUUCCUGCACCCGCCCGUGCCUUCGCUGGGGCUUCGCCUGCCUCCUUCCUCUGCGCACCCCCACGGGCCGCUGGCAAAGUGGGGUGGGGAGCGAGGCGGUGGGGGCGGGGGCCGGCGCGGCGGCCGGGGCGGCGGGGCGGCAGAGCAUGGAAGAACAGCAGCCGGAACCUAAAAGUCAGCGAGACUCGGGCCUCGGCGCGGCGGCGGCGGCGGCGACCCCGGGCGGCCUCAGCCUGAGCCUCAGUCCAGGCGCCAGCGGCAGCAGCGGCAGCGAUGGAGACAGCGUGCCCGUGUCCCCGCAGCCCGCGCCCCCCUCGCCGCCCGCGGCGCCUUGCCUGCCGCCCCUGGCCCACCACCCGCACCUCCCCCCACACCCCCCGCCCCCGCCGCCUCAGCAUCUCGCGGCGCCUGCUCACCAGCCGCAGCCAGCGGCCCAGCUGCACCGCACCACCAACUUUUUCAUCGACAACAUCCUGAGGCCGGACUUCGGCUGCAAAAAGGAGCAGCCGCCACCGCAGCUUCUGGUGGCUGCGGCGGCCAGAGGAGGCGCAGGAGGAGGAGGCCGGGUCGAGCGUGACAGAGGCCAGACUGGCGCAGGUAGAGACCCUGUCCACCCGUUGGGCACCCGGGCGCCAGGCGCUGCCUCGCUCCUGUGCGCCCCGGACGCGAACUGUGGCCCACCCGACGGCUCCCAGCCAGCCGCCGCCGGCGCGGGCGCGUCUAAAGCUGGGAACCCGGCUGCGGCGGCGGCGGCGGCGGCAGCGGCCGCGGCGGCAGUGGCCGCGGCGGCGGCGGCGGCCGCAGCAGCCAAGCCCUCGGACAGCGGCGGCGGCGGCAGUGGAGGCGGCGCAGGGAGCCCAGGAGCGCAGGGCACCAAAUACCCGGAGCACGGCAACCCCGCCAUCCUACUUAUGGGCUCAGCCAACGGCGGGCCCGUGGUCAAAACUGACUCGCAGCAGCCUCUCGUAUGGCCGGCCUGGGUCUACUGCACACGUUAUUCGGAUCGUCCAUCCUCCGGUCCGCGCACCAGGAAGCUGAAGAAGAAGAAGAACGAGAAGGAGGACAAGCGGCCGCGGACGGCGUUCACCGCCGAGCAGCUGCAGAGACUCAAGGCGGAGUUCCAGGCAAACCGCUACAUCACGGAGCAGCGGCGGCAGACCCUGGCCCAGGAGCUCAGCCUCAACGAGUCCCAGAUCAAGAUCUGGUUCCAGAACAAGCGCGCCAAGAUCAAGAAAGCCACAGGCAUUAAGAACGGCUUGGCGCUGCACCUCAUGGCCCAGGGACUGUACAACCACUCCACCACCACGGUCCAGGACAAAGACGAGAGCGAGUAGACGCCACCGGCCGGGGCCGCGCGGUCAGGCCGCCGUGCCCGCGCCCCCUCCCGGCACCGCCGCCGUCGCCUCCCGGCCCCUCGCUGGGGGAGAAAGCAUCUGCUCAAAGGAGGGAGGGAGACAGAAAGAGAGCCUCAGAAUGGACAAUGACGUUGAAACGCAGCAUUUUUGAAAAGGGAGAAAGACUCGGACAGGUGCUAUCGAAAAAUAAGAUCUAUUCUCUAUUCACAGUAUAAGGGACGAAACUGCGAACUCCUUAAAGCUCUAUCUAGCCAAACCGCUUACGACCUUGUAUAUAUUUAAUUUCAGGUAAGGAAAACACAUACGUGUAGCGAUCUCUAUUUGCUGGACAUUUUUAUUAAUCUCCUUUAUUAUUAUUGUUAUAAUUAUUAUAAUUAUUAUAAUUAUUUUAUCCCCUCCCCCUCUGCCUCGCUGCCCCCGGCCCAGUUUCGUUUUCGUUGCCUUUUUCAUUUGAAUGUCAUUGCUUCUCCGGUGCCUCCCGACCCGCAUCGCUGGCCCUGGUUUCUCUGGGACUUUUCUUUGUGUGCGUGAGUGUGUUUCCUUGCGUGUCUGCCCACCUCCUCUCCCCCACCUCCUGGGCCCCUUCUGUCGGUCUGUCUGUUCUGCCCCCCUUUCGUUUUCCGAAGACUUGUUGAGAAAUACGACCCCACAGACUGCGAGACUGAACCGCCGCUACAAGCCAAAGAUUUUAUUAUGUUCAGAAACCUGUAGUCUGAAAUAAAGUGUACACUGUGCUCACGA
Cercocebus atys (sooty mangabey) is the source of this 2977-nucleotide messenger RNA. RefSeq names its product engrailed homeobox 1 (gene EN1). Gene Ontology annotation, cellular component: nucleus. Gene Ontology annotation, biological process: regulation of transcription by RNA polymerase II; neuron differentiation; multicellular organism development. NCBI's taxonomy places the organism in Eukaryota, Metazoa, Chordata, Mammalia, Primates, Cercopithecidae. The record is from RefSeq and is a predicted model, not a curated record. Gene Ontology annotation, molecular function: DNA-binding transcription factor activity, RNA polymerase II-specific; RNA polymerase II cis-regulatory region sequence-specific DNA binding. The transcript is spliced from 2 exons. The coding region runs from base 1028 to 2215 and encodes 395 amino acids.